GAGAUCCCGACUACAAGUGGCUGAAAUGAGCUCCCUCUGUUGGGUGAUUGGGCGCUCCCUUGGAGAUAGGCUGAGAAGCCUGAUCACUGACGGAGAGCUCAGAGUAGAGCCGCUUCUCCUCCACAUCAAGAGGAGUUAGUUGAGAUGGCUCAAGCAUCUGGUCCAGAUUCCUCCUGAAGAGGUGUUCUGGACAAAGGCCCCGGGGAAGACCCAGGACACGUUAGAGAGACUACGUCUCUCGGCUGGCCUUGGAACUCCUUGGGCUCCCCCCCAGAGGAGCUGGAAGCAAUGGCAAGGGGGAGGGAAGUCUGGGCAUCUUUGCUGACUGGUGCCCCCACGACCCAGUCAGGGAUGAGCGGAAGAAGAUGGAUGGAUGGAUGGAGUUCCCCAGAUCCGGUUAUUCUUUUUCCUGCAAUGUCUUUCUCACGGCACAAUGGCUGUGUUGUUUAACUUAUAUUGUUAGAGUUGAGAGGUGAGAUGGUUUUCCUUUGUUGCUUUGUGCAUCUGUUAUGUUGAGAAUAUGAUAGUAAAUAAAUAUUUAAAAUGAACAACUUCCUGAUGAUUAAACAUUUCUCUUUUGAGCCACAGAGGGUUCUCAUUUGAAUGUAGUCAUUUGGCUUAUAUCAUGAUGAAUAACAUUGAAAAAAAAAAAAAAAACUAUUGUGAUAUAAAAAUUUCAGCCCAACCCUACUCUUACCUUUGGGAGUAAUCAUAGACUUUAUAAUCACUGGACAGCUUGAUCCCUCCCUCCUCACAUUCCAAAUUAGAGCUGGAUCCGAGAGGCCAAAAUCCCAAAGACUUCUUUUGAGGAAUUAACAGUUCUUAUUCAGUUUUUUCUGUUUGUCAGGAUAACCAUUACACAUUCCUUAGUAUCUUCUAAUUUCUAUUUUUUCAUUUUUUUUCUUUGUUCCAAAUUAUUCAAACUAUAAUCUGACCAAUCAGAUACCUCAGUAAAAACAGAGCCCGCUUUCAGUUGAAGGGUUCUGGCUUUUCAACAAGUUUGCUGCCGGUUAGCAGGAAUAGUUGCUCUAGAAACGUGACUGAGUCCAACUUUGACCACUCACUGUAGACUGGCUCCAAAUGGCAGUGCCCCUAAUGCAGAUAAAUUGUGACCAACUUGGCUUCAUUUCGCAGGAACCAAAAGUGAAGCAAUUUCCAUGGGUGACAUCACAGGCACUUUCUCCAUUUCUAUAUAUCCCAAUGGGAGUAAUCUGCCAUCAAGCGAACCGAUAAAGAAAACAUUUUAUGUCCACUUUGUAGUAGUUUACAGGAUCAUGAGCCUUUAAAGAUUAUUUUUUUCCUUUGUUUAAAAAAAAAAUAAAGUAAACAUCUUAAUUUUUAUAAACAUUUUUAUUAAUAUAAACAUUUUAAGAGAUUAUUAUUAUUGUUGUUGUUGUUGUUAUUGUUUCGGAUAUCUUUAACAUUUAAAAAAAAAAGAAAAAGCUCACGUUGUAAAACUCUUUAGCGGAAGUGACGUAACAUUCGGGCAUACAUGAACGUAUCCGUAAGCCAUUACAGAUCGGGGAGUGACAGGCGCUAGCAUGCUAGCAGCGUUAGCUUGUGUUCUUCGGACGGUGGUGUUUAGUUCGGACGUUUGUGAGGUUUUUGGACAGAAAGGACGAUACGUGGUUCGUGUCGGAACUCUCAGCAUUUUCCAAAGUGUCGUAAAUGAGUGAAUACGUGUUGAACGUAAAGACAACGUGGCUGUGAUUGAGAGACUAGCAGAUGAUCGGAGCUGCUGCUGUUUAGAGGACGGCGGCGUUUGUGUGAGUUUGAGCUGAAGAUCUUCUGCAGCUGCAGGAACCAUGUCUUCACUUCAGUCUCUGAGAGAGUUUAUCAGCGAGCGACUAGCUGCUGCUGCUGAAGAAAUCUUCAGACACUGUGAAGGAACCAUCGUCCAGUACGAGCAGGAGCUCUGUCGUCAGCGCAGACUGCUGGAUAUCGCCUUGAAGCCAGAACUCAAGCUGGACUCUAUAGUCCUUCCCCAGCAUUAUGCAAGUGAAAAGGAGGAUCACCGCAACCGCCAGAGAAACUCCAACAUGGAUCAUGAUGAGCCAAAACCUCCACAGAUUGAAGAGGGACAAAAGGAACCAGAACCUCCGCAGAUGGAAGAGGACCUAAAUGAAUCAAAACCUCCAAAGAUUAAAGAGGAGAAUGAAGAACCCGGAUCUCAGCUGAUUAAAGAGGAGCAGGAGGAACUUCCACAGAUUGAAGAGAAAAAGGAGGAAAGAGAACUUAAACACAUAAAAAAUGAGCAAGAAGGGCUCUGUAUCAGUCAAGAUGAAGGCCAGCUUGAUCUAAAAAAAGAGACUAAUACCUUGAUGGAGAUUCCUACUUAUGAGGAAAAUGAGUACAGUGGAUCAGAUCUUAUCAGUCAGCAGAACUUUAAUGCAACAGAUAGUCAGGUUGAAGAAGGAAACCAGCAUGAACGAUCAACAUCAAUUACAGAUGGAAAGACAGACCGACUGAACAUGGAUCAGAGUAAGAGAACAGACAGAAUUCGUGUUAAUAAUCUUCCAGUCAAUAUAAGAAUGGAGUCUGAUGACAGACCCUAUGUCUGUGAAGAAUGUGGCAGAAGUUUUGGUUUUUGGUCUCAGUUCAGAAUUCACAUGAGAACUCACACAGGAGAAAAGCCCUUUUCAUGUAAGGAAUGUGAUAAAAGUUUUUGCGAAAAAUUUAAUCUCAGAAGACACAUGAGAACUCAUACAGGUGAGAAGCCUUUUUCUUGUAUAGAAUGUAAUGCAAGUUUUAGUCAGAUUUGUAGUCUCAAAAGACACAUGAGAAUUCACACAGGAGAAAAGCCCUUUCCUUGUAAAGUAUGUGAUACAAGUUUUAGUGAUGCAUCUACUCUCAAAAGACACAUGAGAACCCAUACAGGUGAAAAGCCCUUUUCUUGUAAAGAAUGUGAUAAGAGUUUUACUCAUAUAUCUAACCUCAAGUUACACAUGAGAACUCACACAGGAGAGAAGCCUUUUUUUUGUAAUGUAUGUAAUAAAAGAUUUAAUGAGAACUCUAAACUUAGGAAACACAAGGAAAUUCAUAGUAGAGAACUUGUGCAAUAAAAUACAUUCAGGGUUUAGACAAGAUGGGUCAAAUAUUGUGAAAUGUUUGAGAAAGUAACUGGGAUUCUAUACAGAACCCUUGCAUAAAGAUUGAAGUGUGCUGAAAACAUACUUUGAUUGUCAUGAUGUGAAAAUCUAAAAUUUUAUUACAUGAAUUUUAGAGUUUUCAUCAUCAAUAGGUCAAAAAAUGUACUAAGAAUGAGACAGUGAUCCUUUGUUUACUGCGCUAGUUACUUUCUAAAAAUAACCUUGGAUAAGUGAAAUCCACAAUGUAGGACUAUAGAUGUUUUAAGUUUGUAAAACUCCUCACUGCGCACUUUAUAUACUUGUCUCAGACAAACAUGAACAUUUUCAAACUUUUCGCUCUUGUUAAAUUCUCAAAAUUCAAAUCAGGAGACACUGCAGAGGAGGUUGGAUGACAAGAUCAAUCACCAAUCAGAAUGCAGAACAGAGAGCACUAUUUAAAAAAAAAAAAAAACUUGCAAAAUUGCACUGAAAAAAAAAAAUCAGAGAAACAGCAAGAGCACGAAAGGUGAACUGCGAUAUAGUGAAGGACUACUGUACAUUCAAUCUAUGUGUAAUGAAAUUGCACAAUAUGAGUUGUCACUAGUGCAACAAAAUUUAUAGGUUCUCUUUGGUCAGUGUGUCAUUUAUGCAUUAAAACCAUAAUGUCGCCAGGAUCAAAUUUAUGACUUGCUAAGUAAAAAGUGAUUCACGCAGUCAUUGACAGCAAGAAAUUAAUUUUCCAUUUUUUUUAGCCAUGUUGAGAACAUUUAUUUCUGUUGGGAUAAAAACUGUUCUGGAGUUUUUUUUAACCCCUUAUUUUGCUUGACCUGUUAUGUCUGCCUGAAGGCAAAAGGUCUAAUAUGGGGUGACUGGGAUGUGAAGUGUAUUUGAUGAUGUACUCUGUUCUGUUGAGGCAGCAGGAACUGUGUAGGUUUUCCUCUGACCCAUUUUACAAAUGUACAGUUGUAAAAUACUUUCUAUUGUGGGAUACUAGAAGGUCACCAGCAGUCUUUGGGUGAUGUUAUUUUUCCUGAGUAAAGUCUCUACUGGGGAUUUUUCAGCAGCCCAGUGGUGUUUGUGCUCCAGGUUAAGGUCUUCUCAGUGAGAACUCCCAGGAAGUCUACCACCCUCUGUACACAGUCCCUGCUGAUGAAUAGUGGAGGAAUGUCUUUGUUAUUUUCAGUUAUUUGGUCUUUUUACGUGUUGACUAGUGGGUUGUGUGUUGAACACCAUGUGCACAGCCGCUCCACCUCAUCACUGUAGGCAAACUCAUCCCCAUCAGAGAUGAGCCUCACCACUGUAGGAUCAUUUACAAACUUUGGGAUGGUUUGCAGUGAGGCAGAAAGGCUUGUAUGGGGACUGAACAGAGGACUGGACAGAGGACUGGGUACACAACCCUUGGGGAAACCGCUACUGAGGCUUUGUGAUGCGUACUCCCUGCCAUAUCUGUUGGCUGUUAUUGCUGUCAAGGUGGGUUUCAAUUUUCUUCUUUUAGUCUGCUUUAUAUUUUUUAAAGCAUUCAUCUUGGUUUGGGCUACACUCUUUAUUUCCAGACUUGUCAGCAGUGUUCCUCUUCAGAAGCUCUUUAGGGCUUCCGGCUGGAGUAGAUCCAGAUGCGUUUGUUCACCGUGACCCUGUAUGUGCAGUUCUUUGUGUAGCAGUCUGGGGACAACUCCAGGCUAUGGUGUUUAAACACUUCCCUACCAAAGCAGUCUUGGGAGGAGGGGAGGCGGACAUUAAUGAAAUGACAGACAAAUAUGUAGCAAAUUUAAUGGAAAGUAAAAAUAAAAAUUUCUACAAAGUAUAAAAAUCAUUUAGCAAAGUAUAACAUUAUAAGCUUACGCUGAGUAAACCAAAGGCACUUGCUAAACUCGUUUGGAUUACAUUGCACAUUCUGUUGUAAGGCAAAGCUUGGUGUUUAAUCUGCUGUAACUGAACAGGCAAUAAACACUCUAAAGUGAUUUUUGAGGAUAGAGUUGUGAUAGAGCUGUUGUUUGAGAGGCUGCAACUUGUUUAUGGUCGCAUCUAUCAGAUGUCUAACAAAAUAAUAACGCCUUCAUGCAAUGCAGCAACAGUUUCCAUUCAUAUGAGGAUCUUAUGAAUAUCAGCUUAGUUAUAGAUCCCAUCAUGAUGCUAUUUUUCAUUUCAUUAAAUUAUUUCCCUUUCUCUUUGAUAUGUGCUAAGUCAGCAUUUUAUUUUUUCUAAUCUUUUGACAGUUUAUUAUUAUGUAUUUAUCGAUGUAUAUUUAUUUUCUGAAAAUAAUCAUUUCGCAGUGAUUAUGAUGUGUACAUCUAUUAUUUAACAGUGAUUGUGAUACUUUUGAGUCUUAAAAUAUGCUGAAUAAAUACUCCUCUAAGAACUUUC
Messenger RNA from Oryzias melastigma (Indian medaka), 5432 nucleotides. Its product is annotated as zinc finger protein OZF. Bases 1806 to 3062 code for a protein of 418 amino acids. Gene Ontology annotation, molecular function: DNA-binding transcription factor activity, RNA polymerase II-specific; RNA polymerase II cis-regulatory region sequence-specific DNA binding. Gene Ontology annotation, biological process: central nervous system development; regulation of transcription by RNA polymerase II. The transcript has 2 exons. Lineage: Eukaryota; Metazoa; Chordata; Actinopteri; Beloniformes; Adrianichthyidae. The record is from RefSeq and is a predicted model, not a curated record. Gene Ontology annotation, cellular component: nucleus.